Mycena citricolor is the source of this 4507-nucleotide messenger RNA. The record is from the annotation of a GenBank genome assembly. Lineage: Eukaryota; Fungi; Basidiomycota; Agaricomycetes; Agaricales; Mycenaceae.
UGGAGCCUUGAUGUCUAAGAUGCGCUUAGAAUUGGCGACCACACAGCCGAACUGGGCCCGCACCAUGGAAGAAAUUCCAUCACAGUCCAUUCCAUGUGGUUCCAACGGGCUAUCAGACUUUCACCAUGAUUUAGGGCUCCUCCGUGAUAUGUCGCAUCUUUUCGAGUAUUGCUGCGAUUCUCUGCGAUUCCGACGUCUUCCCUGACGCCUGAGCCUAUCGGGGAUUACGACGGUCUGCCUAGGCCCGCCUUCGAAUUUAAACAAGAUCUAAAGAUUCUUGAAGAUUCUAUAUUGGGCGAACUUAAAGAGGGCACGACACCUCUUCCCCGCCCUUCCCUUUUCCCCACUCUCAUGGCUCCAUCCCCCCGAGACGACCCGGAGGAGACCUCCAAGGAUCGCGAGCCCGAGGAUGACAAGGAUGCUUCUCCAGCCCAAGAUGGGGCCAACACAGCGGAACCCAGCGAGCCACCGCCCGUGAAGCGCGGUCGGGGGCGGCCUAAGGGCAGCAAAAACAAGAACACGAGCGCCGCUCCCCCCGGAGACACACCAACGACCCCCAGGAAGCGCGGCCGGCCUCCGAAGGAAAAGAAGGAAGAAGAGCCGAAGGAUGAGGACUCUAGCGAUGAGCCGCCGCCGAAGCGCAAACGAGGACGGCCGCCCAAACCAACUGUCCCGACCGACCCGAACGCGCCUCCGAAGAAGAGGGGUCGCCCGCCGAAGGCUACUGCUGCUGCUGCUACUGCUGCUGCUGAAAAGCCUCCGUCCGCCACUGCCGUGUAAUUCGCCUCCCUUCACUCGAUUCGAAAUGCGGUCGAUUCGAUUUGAUUUCUGUUCCAUGAAGCCCUUCUCCUCGCUUGUCUCGCAUGCGCACCCUCUACGUCACGAUAUCUACCCAGUUUCUCUUCCUGUUUGUCCCGCCUGUCCCGUCGAACGCUGUUGUCGUUGCAUAUUUAUCCUGGAUCUGUAAACACCUACUUCCACUGCAAUAAAUACGUCCCCGGAAAUGUAUUCCCAUCUGCAGCGCACAGAGAUUUCCCCGGUGCACAUGUUCGAGAAGCAACAUCUCCGCUGUCGAAAAACAUUUGAUACGGCCGCAAUUGUUCACAAUAUCAUUCAUGCUCAAUAUCAUUGACAAAGCUUGCAUAAUAUUUCCCCGAACAGGAGCUUCCAACCCACAAUAGAUGAAUCGAAGUGUUCACGGGAUAAAAUCAUCUAUGCAAACGGACAUGGCGUGAGAAGCCCAAGUGUCCCCUACUGAUCAAGCCAGCCAUCAGACCGAGGCCGACUGCAGUCCCCGUCCAGCCCAGCACCGUCAAGAUUCGCGCUUGCCGCUCUGCUCGUCGCUUGGCAGUUGCGUAGCUUAUCUCGGGCCGAAAGGUGACCAUCGUGUACAAAGGGAGCCAUCCGGAAAUCCCGGAAGCAAAUGGCACUUGCGAAAGCAGCGGAACCAAAGACGAUAGAGCCACCAUCUUGCGAACAGUCACGGAAUAAAGAAUCGAAUCCAACGCUUUCCGGAAUAUGUAGCCGGGGGUCGUCACAGAGUGUCGCAUUUCCGCACUACGGUCAAUUUGUUUAAUCAUCACCGCCAAUGGGCCGGAGAACGCACUAAUUGGCCAUCGCCAGAUCACAUAUGGCAAUCAGAUCUGCGUGUCGGGUCUCCGAAUAUUUCGAAAGUGUCCCAGCUAGCGCGACGUCAAUCGAGUCACCCUCCGGGACCAUGGCAGAGACUUGGCCGGCCUCGAGCAGGGUCUCGAGCACUCGCACAUCUUCCAGCCCACAGUUCAAACCUUGACCGUAGAAUGGAACCAUCGAAUGCGCCGCAUCACCAAGGAGAAUAGCUCUGUCCAGAUAGUGAUAAGGAUUGGACUGUAGUUUGGGCCGCUUGAGGUCAAAGCGGAAACGUGGAACCAAUUAAUAUCACCUUGGUGCAGAUUAAUGGGCUUCUGGGAUUCUUGGACCAAUCGCUGCAAAGGUUGUCUUCUCCGAUAAGCUUCAGCGCGUCUGGGAAAUAUUCUUUGAACCAAGACAGGAACGUUUGGCGGUCAACGAGACGAUCCAAGACUGAGAUAGGUGCGAAUAAUGUGCAUGUAAACGAUUUGUCCUAACAUCAGAAGCCGGCAUUCAGAAGACAUUGUGCACUUGUGACACGAGCUUACUUUGUUUGGAAGAGCGAUGAACAUAAACGAGUGGCGAGGCCAAAUAUGAAGAUGGCUCGGAUCAAGCAGAAAGAUGGGAUUGCCCUCGCUGUCACGGCCUGCUGGCAUUCUCAGCUCGAUGUAUUCAUCCUUCAGGUACUCUUGCUGGAAAUCCAUUCUAAUCCGAUAACAGGAACAGGGAGAGCCAGUCAGCACACAGUCUUGACAAUCGGGAUGCACAUGCCUAAGCACCCUCAUCAAUUGUCUCCGGAUUACCGAAUAGCUGCCAUCUGCUCCGAUGCAGAAAUCGAAUUCCACAGGCCGCUCAGAGCCAGCGGCUGUAUCUAUAACAGUCAUACUUUUCCGAUCAAAGUCCACGGCUUGCACUUUGUGCUGGAAGAAAAUCUGUGUGUUCUCUAGCGACGCAGCAUGUUCCAAGAGGCUUUCGUUCAAGAGCGCGCGGUCAAUUGAGUUUAUGCACUGUCGGGAAGCAAGCGGACCGGCGUGAACCAGAGGACGCGUAUGGAAACAAGAAAUCGGACCUGUCCAUCUCUAUCAUAUAAUUGGCUGACCUGGGUGCAAUCUUCGUGAUGUAUCAUGCGUCCUUUCAUGGGAAUGACGGUUUGCAAGAAACGCUCGGCGACAAGGGGGUCAACAACCUGUAUGGCAGCCAGCCCACGGUGAGAAAUAGCGAGGUUUAUCGAUCUAAGACGAGUGGUCUGCUUUGAAGUCGCUGUGCGCAGGUCUGAGAAGCAGAGAUGUUCAGCUAUUGGCAUGUUCCAUCGUUGAGCCGGCAUCAUGCGCAUUUACUCACCCGGCCGCCCUUCGUAAAGUUCAACGUGCCAUCCACGUUUUGCUAGACAAAUUGCAGCCAGGCAGCCUACGGGCCCUGCACCGACAAUGACCGCUUUGCGCGUCCGCAUUCGCAGAAAACAAGUGACGGUGAUAUGCUGCUGACCAAGCCAAUCUACUUCCACUCUGGGACAUCGACCUUGCACCAUAUCGGGAAUAUCUGAUUCAUGUCUUCGCCACUGUCUGAGGAAUUCGUUCUGCCUACGAACAAGCAGAUUGGCGCAUCUGCGCAUCCUGAGCCAGACAGCACGUGCACCUAUCUGUGCGGCAACUCACUGGGCCCACUCUCGAGGCGAUCACAGACGCUGGUCGAGGAAGAGUUGCUCGCGUGGAAGACCCAUGCAGUCGCAGGCCAUUUCACGACACAUCCGUUCGGACGUGGAUGGGUGGAUUUUUGCGACCACAUAACGCCGCAUUUCGCAGCUUUGGUCGGCGCGGCGAAAACAGAGGUUGCGUGCAUGGGGACGUUGACGGCCAAUCUUCACCUGAUGAUGGACUCGUUCUACAAGCCUACCUCGACGAGAUAUAAGAUUCUGUGCGAGGCAAAAGCAUUUCCCUCGGAUCAAUACGCUUUUGCUUCCCAAGCGAAGGCCCACGGUCUCGAUCCCGGGCAGACUGUUCUUGAAGUCUCUCCGCGGCCAGGGGAAUAUACAUUGCGGGAGGAGGACAUUCUCGACAUGAUCGCCCGCGAAGGACCCUCGAUUGCCUUAGUCAUUUUCAGCGGCGUGCAAUACUAUUCAGGGCAAUGGUUUCCAAUGGAAAAGAUCACUCGGGCGGCCCAGGAUCAGGUCAGGGCUUUUGCAGGCUGUGCGCUCCAUUUGGCUUACUAUGCGCAGGGUUGCAUAUGCGGCUGGGAUUUGGCUCAUGCUGUCGGAAAUGUGCCACUCUCACUGCAUAACUGGAACGUCGACUUUGCCGUGUGGUGCACAUACAAGUACCUUAAUUCGGGACCAGGUUCCAUUGCAGGGCUUUACGUGCACGAGAAAUGGAACGAGACCGAGCUUCCAAAAUUUGCCGGCUGGUGGGGCCAUGAGCCUGCAACUCGGUUUGCCAUGCCGCCCAAGUUUUCUCCGAUCAAGGGCGCCCAGGGAUUCCAGCAAUCGAACCCCUCCAUCUUUGGCGCGGCGUCCGUUCUGGGCUCGAUGCAGGUCUUUGAAGCCGCCGGGAUGAUGCAACCACUGAGGGAGCGCUCGAUACUGUUGACCGGAACGCUGGAGAAGCUUCUGAUGCAGUCCAAGCACUUUGUGCACGUGGACAAGGACCUGACCGCCUCGCCGGGCUUCACGAUCAUCACGCCAGGCGAUCCAAACAGUCGAGGCGCGCAAUUGUCCUUGUUGUUCUUUCCCGCCGGGUUGAUGCACAAGGUUCACGAGAAACUCAAUGAUUUGGGCGUUAUUGGCGAUGAACGUCAGCCGGAUGUAAUCCGUCUCGCACCGGCACCCCUUUUCAAUACCGUCAGCCACUGCGAGGUCGCCGCUGCGACAUUGGAGGCAGUGUUGGAUGCAGUGACAGCAUCGUAA